Molecule: messenger RNA, 621 nt
Organism: Trypanosoma theileri
Lineage: Eukaryota; Euglenozoa; Kinetoplastea; Trypanosomatida; Trypanosomatidae
Exons: 1
Coding region: 1-621 (206 amino acids)
Source: RefSeq, a predicted model, not a curated record
AUGCGUAGUGGUUGUUCAAGCGUGUCGUCGAGGCGAUCGUUGAGUGCGCCAUGUGCGACAAUCCGUCACGUUUGCUCCCUCACAUUUUCACUUUCUGAUGAGAGUGGUUAUAAUAGUAGUAAUGUUGCCACCGCCGGUGAGUCGCUGCUGCUAUCGGCAGAGAUGGUGGAGGCUGCUGCGGCCCUCGCGAAUCCCCGCCUUCAUGCGGUUACAAGGGCCGCAGCGCUCUUUCCGAAUUUUUCCUCAGGGGACACGUGUAUGACCCAUAACGAAGAAGAAGAAGAAUUCAGCGCCCAGCAGCAUCUGGCUAAUUCACAAGAUUGUAGGAGACGAGACGACACAAGCGAGCCGGUUCUUUUUGAUCGGCUUAACGCAGCCAGUUCGCAAAUUAAUCUUCUAAACAGAGUGAAUGGACACACGGUAAAGUAUUGUGCUGAGCUCGAAGAAACAAACAAAUCUCUUAGUUACGCGUUGAAGCAGGCUCUUGAUGAAAACAAGGCCCUAAAUGAACGGCUCAAUAGUAAAAACAGAGAGCUUGAUGGGGCGAAGAAGUUGGUGGCAGAGCUCAAGAAGCAGUUGGCUGCUUGCCAACAGGGAACAAGUGGUUCUCAUAAUUCCUGA